This is a messenger RNA of Cutaneotrichosporon cavernicola, 966 nucleotides long. RefSeq lists its product as uncharacterized. Gene Ontology annotation, molecular function: urate oxidase activity. The transcript is spliced from 2 exons. NCBI's taxonomy places the organism in Eukaryota, Fungi, Basidiomycota, Tremellomycetes, Trichosporonales, Trichosporonaceae. The coding region runs from base 1 to 966 and encodes 321 amino acids. Gene Ontology annotation, biological process: urate catabolic process; purine nucleobase catabolic process. Gene Ontology annotation, cellular component: peroxisome. The record is from RefSeq and is a predicted model, not a curated record.
AUGUCGCCCUCCAACGAGCCCGGUUACGUCUCCGCUCACCGCUACGGCAAGCGCCUCGUCCGCGUCGCCCGCGUUGUCCGCGAGAACAUCUACGGCCAGGAGCGCCACUCGUUUAUCGAGUACACCGUUCGUGCCCUUAUCGACGGUGACAUUGAGAGCUCGUACACCAAGGCCGACAACAAAUGUGUCGUCCCCACCGACACUGUCAAGAACACUGUCAAUGUCCUUGCCAAGACCUCGCCCCACGUCCUCGACCCCGGCAUGUUCGCGCUCCACAUUGCCACCCACUUUGCGACUCGCUACGACCAUAUCAACAAGGCCUACGUCGACCUCACCACCCACAAGUGGACCCGUAUCCCUGUCGAGGGCAAGCCCCACAAGUGGUCGUUCGUCCGCGAUGGCGAGGAGAAGCAGCAGGUGUCGUGCUUUGUCGAUGCGGCAGACAAGAAGAACCUCAAGGCCAACCUCCAGUGUGGUCUCCGGGACCUCUCGGUCGCCAAGACCUCGGGCUCUUCGUUUGAGGACUUCUGGACUGACGAGUACACCACUCUCGUCGCAGUCAAGGACCGCAUAUUCUCAACCGACGUCGACUGCUGGUACACUGUUCCCCUCCCGAAGAUUCCGCUCACAAUCGACAACAUUGGCGCGAUCGGCAAGGCCCUCAACCUCCCCAAGGUCGCCGAGAUUGUCCGCCGUGACACGCUCGAGGUCUUUGCUACCGACGAGUCGGCCUCGGUCCAGGCUACCAUGUACAACACCCAGCAGCUCAUCCUGAAGCACUGCCCCGUCAUCGAGUCCAUCUCGUACUCGCUCCCCAACAAGCACUUUAUCCCCAUCAACCUCACGGCCUUUGGCCUCGAGAACGGUCUCGGCUACGAGGGCGGCGCCGAGGUCUUCCACCCUGUUGCCGACCCAUCGGGCUUCAUCGAGGCGACCGUCACGCGGAAGUCCAAGGCCAAGCUCUAA